Molecule: messenger RNA, 2936 nt
Organism: Solanum lycopersicum (tomato)
Lineage: Eukaryota; Viridiplantae; Streptophyta; Magnoliopsida; Solanales; Solanaceae
Product: NADPH:adrenodoxin oxidoreductase, mitochondrial
Molecular function (GO): oxidoreductase activity
Source: RefSeq, a predicted model, not a curated record
UCCCCAAAUUCAAUCUCUCCAUUAGGAUUGAUUGUUAGCCAUAUCCAAUUUCAUAUUUAACAUUUCUGAAAUAUUUCACUAUAUUCUCAACUUCUGCGCUUAUGAUUCUUUGUGGGUUUAUUGGACUUAUUAGCUUCCUCCACUGUUGUUGAACAUGCUUUCUUGAUUGCUUAUGAUUCUUUGUGGGUGUUGGAAUUAUUAGCUUUUAUUGUUCUUGAACAUGCUUUCUUGAUUAACCUCUGUUUAUGAUUCUUUGUGGGCAUUGGGCUUAUUAGCUUCUUCCACUGUUCUUGAACAUGCUUUCUUGACUGCUUAUGAUUCUUUGUGGGUGUUGGACUUGUUAGAUUUUCUUGUUCUUGAACAUGCUUUACUGACAGCUUAUGAUUCUUUGUGGGUGUUGGACUUAUUAGCUUCCAUUGUUCUUUAACAUGCUUUCUUGAUUAACUUCUGCUUAUGAUUCUUUGUGGGCAUUGGACUUAUUAGCUUCCAUUGUUCUUCAACAUGCUUUCUUGAUUAACGUUUUGGAUCUUUGAUAUUAUUGGUCAUGCUAUGUUUGAUUGUUCAUACUAUUGUUUUUACUUAUGAUUUCUCUUUUGGGUAUUUACUUAGCUUCCAUUGUUCUUGAACAUGCUUUCUUGAUUAACGUUUGGAUCUUUAAUAUACUAUUGGUCAUGCUAUGUUUGAUUGUUCAUACUAUUGUUUUUACUUAUGAUUUCUCUUUUGGGUAUUUACUUAGCUUCCAUUGUUCUUGAACAUGCUUUCUUGAUUAAUGUGCUGGAUCUUUAAUAUACUAUCAGUCAUGCUAUGUUUUGGUUGUUCAUACUAUUCUUUUUUGCUUAUUUCACAAAGUUAGAUUGCUGAUUGGAUUGGUUUUUCACUUUGUUCUAUGGAAAUUUAUGUUGAAUCUUGAGUUGGAAGAUGUCACAGACAAGCUUAAGUACUUGAAGAUUGUCUCUGCUCUUUCAACUCUUAAAAGCUCCUGGUGUGCAUAACCCGUCACCAAAGCAGACAGAAUUUCUCCAUUGCCGGCACAGAGAAAAUUGGAGAGAUGGCUCUUUCAAGAGCUCUCAAUUUCUGCAGGAGCUUUUCUACAGUUUCUUCCGAACCAUUACGUGUUUGCAUCGUGGGGAGCGGGCCUGCUGGGUUCUAUACUGCCGAUAAGAUUUUGAAAGCUCACGAGGGAGCUGAAGUUGAUAUAGUUGAUCGGUUACCUACGCCAUUUGGAUUAGUCAGGUCUGGAGUGGCUCCUGAUCAUCCUGAAACAAAGGUUGUGACGAACCAGUUUUCUCGGGUUGCUCAAAAUAGACGUUGCUCGUUCAUUGGGAAUGUUUCUCUUGGAGCAUCUAUAUCUUUGGCUGAGCUGCGUGAAUUAUAUGAUGCGGUGGUGCUUUCUUAUGGAGCUGAAAGUGAUCAAGCUCUAGGAAUACCCAGAGAAGAUCUGUCUGGCAUAUACGCUGCCAGAGAAUUUGUUUGGUGGUAUAAUGGCCAUCCAGACUGCCGAAAUCUGGCACCAGAUUUGAAGAGCUCCGAUACUGCUGUUAUUAUUGGUCAGGGAAAUGUAGCUCUUGAUGUGGCGCGGAUCCUUUUACGACCAACUAGUGAAUUGGCAACAACUGAUAUCUCCUGCCAUGCUUUGGCAGCUUUAAGCGAGAGCUCCAUUAGAAAAGUGUAUUUGGUUGGAAGACGUGGAGCAGCACAAGCAGCCUUCACGGCAAAAGAACUGCGUGAAGUUCUACGUAUCAAGGACCUAUCCGUUGGAAUUCGGCAAGCGGAUUUAAGUAAAACCCCAGUAGAUGAGGAAGAACUAAAGAAUAACCGGAUUAAAAGGAGAAUUCAUGAACUGCUCUCUAAGGCAGCCACUCCUGCAACUUCCGAAUGCAAUCCAGGUCAAAAAGAACUGCACUUUGUUUUCUUCAGGAAACCAGACAGGUUCCUGGAAUCAGAUUGUAGAAGUGGUCAUGUUGGUGGUUUGCGGAUGGAGAGGACAAUUCUUAAAGAAGAUGUUGGAUCUGGGAAACAAAUUGCUGUUGGUACUGGACUUUUUGAAGAAAUGGAAUGCGGGCUGGUAUUGAAGAGUGUUGGUUACAAGUCGAUACCUGUUGCUGGCUUGCCUUUUGAUCACCGUAAAGGACCUGCUAUUCCAGGUAUUGUUCCAAAUGUUCAGGGACGUGUUUUAAGUGAAGCUUCUGAAGAUGCACUAGUCGAGAAAGGCUUGUAUGUAUGUGGGUGGUUGAAGAGAGGACCAACUGGGAUAAUUGCUACAAAUCUUUACUGUGCUGAAGAAACUGUCGCUAGCAUAUCAGAAGAUGUUGAGAGAGGAGUGGUAACAUCAAGAUCUGGCCUAUCUAAGUCCGGAAGGGAGGGCCUCCUCCAAUUGCUAGAUAGCAGGAAUGUCAAAAUUGUUCCAUUUGGUGGCUGGGAAAAGAUAGAGAGUGAAGAGAAAAGAAGAGGUAGUCUGAAAAACAAACCCAGGGAAAAGCUUACCUCUUGGGAGGAUUUAUUAGAAGUUGCCACCAAGUGAUAAAAGUGUCUCCAAGAUGGCAGAUUUUGCUUACAUCUGUGGUUUUAUGGUAAAGCCCGAACUCUAUAACUCUUUCAGAUGUGUGCAUUGCUUUUAGCCCUCGGCAUUUAAGAGAAUUUGCUGUGCAUUCUUUCUUAGAAAAGAUGAUAAAUAAUCGGUUAGCUCUGUUUUGAGCUCUUCACGUCCUGGAACCUUUUUCUGACAUGGUUGAGGCAGGGACUAGUGUUGUGCUUUGUAAUACAGCCACCAUCACUAAAGGCUCAGCUUAUGCAUUGAUUCCUCCAAUUUUUGGUAGUUAGUUGAAUUAGAUGAAGUGCAGUGCACACUAAAGCAAUUUAUGGGCAAUCGCCACACUGAGAAAUCAAAGUACUUUAGUUAUAUAAUCAUCUUUUGGGCUGACUGUUCAACAUGAAAA